Molecule: messenger RNA, 3148 nt
Organism: Meleagris gallopavo (turkey)
Lineage: Eukaryota; Metazoa; Chordata; Aves; Galliformes; Phasianidae
Source: RefSeq, a predicted model, not a curated record
AUGACCGGUCUUCAAAGCAAGGGUGGCAAAGAGAGUGCCAACCAGGAUGUAGACAUGGAGCUCCUGACUUUUGAGGUUGAAGCUGUUGUGCCGGGCAUGCCUGACCAUGUCCUGAAGAACUGUGACCCUGCUGCAGCACGUCUGCAGCCAACUUGUGCUGCUGAUAUCAACAGCCUCUGCCUACUUGAAGCUCAGGAUGGUGUCUGUAUCAGUUUGCGAACUGCACAUGCAAGAGCUAAAGCUGAUGCUGCGGAUCAGGCUGCUCAGUCUGCUCGUCAGGAAUGUGAUAUUGCAAGAGCAGUUGCCAGAGAACUUUCACCAAAUUUCUACCAACCAGGCCCUGAUUAUAUCAAGCAAAAAUUUCAAGAAGGAAUGGAAGUAAAAGAAAAAUCUGAAGACAAAGUUCAGGAAAAACCUCCUAGCCCAAAAGAGUCACCUCACUUUUAUCGAAAAGGUACUACACCACCUCGAACCCCAGAAGCAAGUCCGAGGCAGAGCCCUCCACUUCCUUCUGAGCCUUCUCCUUCAAAACAUCUGAAAAAGCAAAACUCUGCUUCUGGGGCAAAACUCAAUCAAGAAAAAAGGCUUUUAGCCACGGAGAACAUAACACCCACGAUUAACAAGCCUUUAUAUUCAAAAGCACCAAUAAAGGAAGAAAUAGCUGUGAAACAGCAGUCAAAGCUUUCAGCCCAUCACAAUCCCAUCAGCACAGAGAAUGGGGAGCUGCAUGGUCACUACCAUGGUUAUUAUGUAAAAAUGAAUCCACCAGUGCUUCCACGGGAGCUUGGGGAAGAAGAUGAUGAAUAUGUCAACCCAUCACCAUCAACAGUUGCACGGAUACCACAGUCACAGAAGCCAAGCCCUGCUAGAUCUGGGGGUAAGCCAGAUGCCAAAGAAAACAAACCUGACACAAAAAUUAAGAAACCAGAAUUUGCUGCACCAAAGAAUCCAGCUAAUAAGGAGUCACAUUCAGCCAUGGAAAAAGAAGUAGUAAACAGCUCGAGCCCUAACUCAGUCAUGAUUGCCCUGGUAAUGCUGUUGAAUAUUGGUCUAGCCAUUCUUUUUGUCCAUUUUCUAACUUGAUUGGAAUUAGGAAAGCUGUGCCUGAAUGUGAUUCAACAUAGUUAUUUAAUUAUGUAACUGUUUUGACCCUUCAGUGAAGUCAUGACAACUAGUGGUGUUAGCCCACAGUUCUCUGCAGUUGUGUCAUCAGCCUUUUAAAUGGCACCAGACAUACUCAGACACAGGGAAGGAGGCUUGGCGUUAGGAUGAUGGGACGCAAGAGAGAUGAAACUUGGAAAAUUCAGCCAGGGGCCCAGAUCAGUUUGUCUGCUGAUGGUUUGUGGCUUUGGGGUCCUGUGAAAGCUGAAGCAAGCAGCCAUGUCGGAAAGUAAACAAAAUAAUCUGCUGAAGCAGCCCCACCAGUGAAGUGCGUUGGCUUCUCCAUCUGUUCCAGCAGAGUGUGACUAAACUGGAAAUGUACGGAGCUGCACUUUUUGUUGAUGGAAGCUAACAGCUGCCUUACUAUUUUACCGUCUGAUGUUUUUAGUGGGGAGAUGGGAAAACGACUGCCAGAGGAAUGUGGUCAGUGGAUUCUGUUGCUGUGGAAGUGAUUCCAGCGUUCACUCCUAUCUCAUUAGAAGAAAUAGUUAGCAGCAUCAGUCACCAGUCUUAUUCCAUUACCUGCUGCUUUUAACAUCUCCCACAGUGUUCUGGGAGAUUGAAUUUCAUUUGCCUGUGCAUGAUUCUGUUCAUUUGUUGUUUAUGAAAUUUGAUGUAUAGCCAUAAUGUAGUGUGUAGUCCAACCUGGAAGAGCGCUACCGGUUCUGUCUAGUGGCAGAAACAGAAGAUAAAACCUUACUCUAAUCUGAAGAUGUAAUUCUUAAAUUCAUUUUCCUAAAUCUGAGGAGUCUAUUCACUUUAAGGUUUAGGAAGCAAUAUAGCGUAACUGUUGAAAUUGAUAUCUUCCUAAAAGUGCUCAAAUGCUUACGUCAGUAGCAAGCAAAAUUCUUCUUAAUUAAAAAAAUAAAAAUCUGAAGCCGAUAUCAGCACAUCCAAAGCUGGUGAUGAAAUACCAGAAUAAUGCAAGGAAGAUAAGAUGCGGAGUUUGCAUGUUGAUUUUUUUUUAAUUUUUUUUUUAAUUUUUUUUUUAAUUCUGGUGCUGUGAUAAUUAGUGAUUUGAAUUAUUAUGUUUCAGCACUGAGGUGUUUUGCCAGCAUUUAAAAUAAAGUCUUGUCUGAGUGCUCAUUAAUGCCAGUGACAGUUAAGCUAGCUAAUGCUCAUAAUAAACUAUUGUGACUUUUGAACACUAGUUUCGUGUUGAAUACAUUCAGGUAGAGCAUUUAGACAUGUUAAGUGAUCGUUUAUCGAUUUGAUGCCUUCAGUGUCUUUGAAGUCCUUUUAUAAUUUUACCUCAGCAUUAAAAAAUCCUCAAAAUUUUUUGUUUGGAAAGUUUGUCUUAAGUAGCUUCACAGCCCUUUGUUAUAAUGACGUGAUCAUGUUUCUUUUAUGUGCCAUUAUAAUGUAAUUAUUGUACCCUAUAUUAACCAAAAGCAUGCUUAUUUGCUGAAAAUAUGUGGUGUGAUCAUUUGGAAAGAAAGCAUUUUAAUUUGAAACUGCAAAAAGCAAAGGGCUUGUAUUACAGUUUAUUUUAUCUCUGUUAGACGAUAUUUCAUACAAUAUAGUUUUUGAACCUGUUUGUAAACUUUAUAAGUGUUUGCAUGGUGUAACGGGCGACAUUCUUAAAAGUACAUUAGCUAUCUUUUGAUGCAGCAUAUUAAAGUACCGUAGGUGCGGACUGAAUAGAGUGCAGCGAAGCAGCUCCAAGCAGGGCAAUAACACCGUGGUGUUUUUUACAGAAGUGUGUUGAGAAUCCUGUGUUUUCACCAGUGUGGAUAAAGAAGAAAGCAGAAAGAGAGCAAAUGAAAAUAAAACUUGUAUAUUUAUUUUUUAAAGAGUCAAAAUUGUGUUUUAAAUUUAGGAAGGUAAUUUUUAAAUAAGAACAAAGUUUUAAAAGUUACUGUGUAAGCCUUGACGUAAUGGACAAAAUGUUCCAUCCAACAGUGAAAUCACCCCCCCGUCUCCUUACGUGGAGAGGUAAUUUUGUAACUGACAUAUUUAAUUCCUAUUAAAUGUUUAUUUAAAAUAC